This is a messenger RNA of Chara braunii, 1249 nucleotides long. NCBI's taxonomy places the organism in Eukaryota, Viridiplantae, Streptophyta, Charophyceae, Charales, Characeae. The record is from the annotation of a GenBank genome assembly.
GGGCGGGAGAGAGGGAGAGCGAGAGAGGGGCGGGGGGGGGGGGGGGGGGGGGAGGAGAAGAGGGAGGAGAGCGGGGACAAGGAGCUUGAGCAACUGUUUGGCUACCCAAUGGAGAUACUGAAGGGAAAGCAGGAGAUGAGGGCAUGGACAAGGCAAGUGAAGAGAGCAGGCAGGAAUGUGGGUCUUGUCUGCACAAUGGGCUUUCUGCAUGAAGGACAUCUGUCACUUGUUCACGAAGCUAAAAGAUGGGCAAACAAGGUUGUGGUGUCAAUCUAUGUCAAUCCCAGCCAGUUUGCUGUUGGCGAAGAUCUUGACACAUAUCCCCAGGAUAUAGAUGCAGAUCUGGCUAARCUCCGUUUGCUAGACGUAGAUGUUGUCUUUCUUCYCAGCAACCUGUAUGAGUACAACAACCAUAGCCGUCAAGCGGAUCAACAGCAGACGACAACACACAUUGAUCAUGGCCAUGGCCUUCAUGAUGAUGCGACAAGGCAAGGCCAUCAGGAGAAGAGGGAAGAGGAGUUGGAGCCCCAUGGUUGCUCGGGCGGAGAGGUGGAACCUGGCAGUGGUGGCAGGAGGUCAUCUGCAAUCUCAUGCCUAGAAGCAGGCAGCGAUAAUCAGGGAUCAGGAUCCAAACACGAGACUUGGGUGACAGUGGAGCGGCUUCAGCAACCACUUUGUGGCCGCUCGCGGCCCUUAUUUUUCCGCGGUGUUGCAACAGUUGUUGCCAAGCUGUUCCACAUCGUGGAGCCUGAUGUUGCUGUUUUCRGGAAGAAAGACUAUCAACAAUGKCGCCUGAUUGGUCGCAUGGUGAGGGACUUGGAUAUGGCUGUGCAUGUUGUAGGCUGUCCUCUUGUGAGGGAGGUGGACGAGCUGGCCAUGAGCAGCCGAAAUGUCCGAYUGUCACCGGAGGAAAGACAAAGGGCCCUGUCCAUCAGCAGGUCUCUGAGGGAGGCUCUGGAAGCCUACACCAAAGGAGAGGCAAGUUCCACCAACCUGACAGAGAAGGUCAAGGGAUCGAUCUGUGCUGCAGGUGGAAGAAUGGACUAUGUUGAAUGCAUCGACCAGGACACGCUCCAGCCACUUGUGACGGUGGACAGACCUGAUGUCAUUGCAGUAGCUGCAUGGUUUGGGUCAGUCCGACUGAUCGAUAAUGUGGAACUGACAAGCGAACAAGGAGUAGAACGACGAUGACGACGAGGGUGACAACAGAGCUGAACGUGAAACCUGCUUGGCAUUUUCUUAACCCAGG